AUGUUCUCUGAGGAUUACAAGGGGCGACAGAAGAAGGUGUACUGCUUCGUGCACCUGUCCAUCCAGGAGUUUCCGGCGGCUCUGUAUGUGUUCCUGUUGUUCAACAAUGACAAUGUGGAUCUGAUGGCUGACCCACUAGCAAGUGUACCUAAAACCCAUCCCAACUUGAGAGCUGUUGACGGGGCCUUGCAAACCCCCCAGUAUCCAGGGCUGCCAGGUUCCCCCGGGUUCCCUCAGUUACCAGGCCAGCCAGGUUCCCCCACCGCUCCCAGCAACUGCCACUACAAGAGCUACGCCAGGGCUUCCUUACCACUCUUUUCCAAGGUCCCCUCACAGGUUCCCCUGAGUCCCCUCAGUUCCCAGGCCAGCCAGGUUCCCCUGAGUCCCCUCAGUUCCCAGGCCAGCCAGGUUCCCCCGGGUCCCCCCAGUAUCCAGGGCUGCCAGGGUCCCCUCAGUAUCCAGGGCAGCCAGGGUCCCCUCAGUAUCCAGGGCAGCCAGGUUUCGCUGAGUCCCCUCAGUUACCAGGCCAGCCAGGUUCCCCCGGGUCCCCCCAGUAUCCAGGGCUGCCAGGAUCCCCUCAGUCCCCAG
This is a messenger RNA of Osmerus eperlanus (European smelt), 588 nucleotides long. RefSeq names its product collagen alpha-5(IV) chain-like. The record is from RefSeq and is a predicted model, not a curated record. The transcript is spliced from 4 exons. NCBI's taxonomy places the organism in Eukaryota, Metazoa, Chordata, Actinopteri, Osmeriformes, Osmeridae. Gene Ontology annotation, biological process: intracellular signal transduction. The annotation marks the transcript as partial.